CUGUUUAUUGCUGAACUGCCCCUGCUGGUGGCCAGUGGCCAGGUAUGCGCGGAACCUGCAGUCUCCACCCUGUGGCCGCAGGUGACGUGGGGUGGAACCCGAUCGGACUCAGGAACAAGAGGGCCGCAGUACUGAAUAGGCCCAGAGCAAUGGCAGACCCAGGAACUCCACCAGCUCCUAUAGCGCCAGGAGAUGGCUCUGGGGGAGGGAGCAGGGAACCUCCUGACCCAAUGCCCAGGGCCAAGCAGCUCCCAGAACUGAUUCGCAGGAAGAGAGAUGGAGGCCGCCUCAGUGAGGAGGAGAUCUGGGGCUUUGUGCGUGCUGUGGUGGAGGGGAGCGCCCAGGGGGCACAGAUCGGGGCCAUGCUGAUGGCCAUCCGGCUGCAAGGUAUGGAUCUGGAAGAGACCUCUGCGCUGACCCUGGCACUGGCCAGGUCUGGGCAACAACUGGAGUGGCCAGAGGCCUGGCACCAGCAGCUUGUGGACAAACAUUCCACAGGGGGAGUGGGUGACAAGGUCAGCCUGAUCCUGGCACCUGCCCUGGCUGCAUGUGGCUGCAAGGUGCCAAUGAUCAGCGGACGUGGCCUGGGGCACACAGGGGGCACCCUGGACAAGCUGGAGUCUAUUCCUGGGUUCAAUGUCAUCCAGAGCCCACAACAGAUGCAAGUGCUGUUGGAGCAAGUGGGCUGCUGCAUUGUGGGCCAAAGCAAGGAGCUGGUCCCUGCAGAUGGAAUCCUGUAUGCUGCGCGAGAUGUGACAGCCACAGUGGAUAGCCUGCCACUCAUCACAGCCUCCAUUCUCAGUAAGAAGGCCGUGGAAGGGCUGUCUGCCCUGGUGAUAGACGUUAAAUUUGGUGGGGCUGCAGUCUUCCCAGACCAGGAGCAGGCCAGAGAGUUGGCAAGAGCACUGGUUAACGUGGGGGCAGGCCUGGGGCUCCGGGUGGCCGCAGCCCUGACAGCCAUGGAUAACCCCCUGGGCCGCAACGUGGGCCACACCCUAGAGGUAGAGGAAGCGCUGCUCUGCCUGGAUGGCACAGGGCCACCGGACCUGCGGGACCUGGUCACUAGACUCGGAGGCGUGCUGCUGUGGCUCAGCGGACACGUGGGUAACCAGGCCCAGGGCACCGCCCGGGUAGCCGCGGCGCUGGACGACGGAUCCGCGAGGCGCCGCUUCGAGCAGAUGCUUGUGGCACAGGGUGUGGACUCGAACCUGGCCCGAUCACUGUGCUUCGGGACCCCGGCGCAGCGCCGUCAGCUGCUGCCCCACGCCCGGGAGCAAGAGGAAUUACUCGCGCCUGCGGCCGGCACCGUGGAGAGGGUCCAGGCGCUGCCACUAGCGCUCGUGCUGCACGAGCUCGGGGCCGGACGCAGCCGCACUGGAGAGCCAAUCCGCCUGGGAGUGGGCGCGGAGCUACUGGUGCACGUGGGCCAGAGUCUGAGCCGCGGGACGCCCUGGCUCCGCGUGCACCUGGACGGCCCCGCGCUGACCGACUCGCAGCGCCGAGCCUUGCAGGGGGCGCUCGUGCUGUCCGACCGCGCGCCCUUCCCGACCCCCUCGCCCUUCGCCGAACUGGUCCUGCCGCCCACCGCCGCGCAGCCUUGA
Molecule: messenger RNA, 1601 nt
Organism: Sciurus carolinensis (gray squirrel)
Lineage: Eukaryota; Metazoa; Chordata; Mammalia; Rodentia; Sciuridae
Gene: Tymp
Product: thymidine phosphorylase
Exons: 10
Coding region: 45-1601 (518 amino acids)
Biological process (GO): pyrimidine nucleoside metabolic process; pyrimidine nucleobase metabolic process
Cellular component (GO): cytosol
Molecular function (GO): pyrimidine-nucleoside phosphorylase activity; 1,4-alpha-oligoglucan phosphorylase activity
Source: RefSeq, a predicted model, not a curated record